CAUAGACUAUCAGAUCAAUCUUGGCGUCGUCGCCGCCAUUGUUCUAUGAUUUUUCUGUGUGGUUUUGGAAUAUAACAUUUAACAAAAUCUCUGCUUUAACUUCCACAUCGAAUCCAGAGCUCAGCAAAAACUUUCUUACUUUAAAGGCCAGCUCGCUGAUGGAAAAGAUUCUUCUGGUGUGUUGAAAGCAGUAUCAUCUACCGUUAAAGGAGUUUUGACAUACAAAGUCACAUUGAGCAGUUCACUCGAACCAGGGCAAACUGUCAAAGUUCUUGUUGACACAGUGUUCGCUCACAAUCUUGCACCUCAUUUAGCAGAUAUUGGAAAAAGAAAAGCAGUAAGUCCAGUACAGCGGUAGUGCAUUAUUCUACAUGUUGAAAGCUACACCAAAGUUAAGCCCUUUUCACAAAGUGAUUUAACGAUUACCUAUGGACCAUAUGAAAAUAUUGCUCCUUUGACUGAAGAGGAUAUUAUUCAUUUUGAGAACAAUGUCUUCGAGUGUUGACAAUCUCCUUAGACAUUUCCAUUGGGGUAAAAUUGCUGUUGAAGAGACUUUCGAUGUUUAUCAUGGUGGAUCCAAGCUCAAAAGCUCUUUUUUGGGAUUUGAAUUGGCCGACAGCAGCAAAGCCAUCAACGCCAAUGCGACGACCAACGAGGGAAACAGCAUCGGCCACUACUAUCCAAUGUUCCAGGAUGUCCAUGUCAUGAUGUUCAUCGGUUUCGGCUUAUUGAUGACCUUUUUGAAUAAGUACGGCUACAGCGCAGUGGCUGUCUUUUUUCUGAUCGCCGCCAUCGUCCUACAAUGGGCCACCCUCUGCCAAGGGUUCUACCACACUUUCGAUGGUCGAAAUAUUCACAUCACUAUUACCAGUUUGUUGAACGCCGAUUUCGCAUCGGCCACCGUUUUGAUUUCGUUCGGCGCUGUCAUCGGCGUCACGACGCCACUCCAGCUGGCCGUCAUGGCUGUUUGCGAGAUUGCCAUUUUCGCCAGCAACGAACAUCUCGGACUGGAAAUCUUGAGGAUUUCUUAUGUUGGGGCGUCGAUGCUGGUCAACAUCUUUGGCGCCUAUUUCGGACUGGCCGUCAGUUGCGUAUUGAGGAGGGACGUCGCCUCGGAGAAGGAAGGCGCCACCUACAAUUCCGACAUUUUCGCCAUGAUGUUGCAUUCUUUCACAUCAUCAAGGUUCCUUAUAGGAGCGCUGUUGUUGGGUCCACCUGGUUGCGGAAAGACGUUACUGGCUAAAGCUGUCGCAACGGAAGCCGAUGUUCCAUUUCUGUCCAUGAAUGGUUCGGAAUUCAUCGAAGUAACUGGAGGACUGGAAGCGGCUCGCGUCCGAGAUUUGUUCAAAGAAGCACGAAAAGAGUUCCUGCAUUAUUUACAUUGACGAGAUCGAUGCCAUUGGCCGCCAGCGUUCCCAGGGUGGUGGUGCUUUUGAUGGAGCAUCUGGUGAAAGUGAACAGACAUUAAAUCAACUUUUAGUGGAAAUUGACGGAAUGUUAACUCGCGAAUGUCAACACUGACGCUCUUCUGAAAGUGACCAUUGUUUCUCGUACGAGCCAGGCCCUGGGAUUCGCUCAGUACACGCCCACCGACAAGCGACUCUUCUCUACUGAAAAACUUUUCGGGCGGAUGUGCAUGGCCUUAGGCGGGCGAGUGGCCGAAUCUAUCACGUUCCGAGUGAUAACCGGAACACAAAAUGAUCUUUUCUAGAUCCAAGUGCUUUGACUUUUUCCAAUGUACAAAAAAUAUGUUUGUGUAAAAAUUUUUCUUAAAUAAAGUGCUUUUAUGGUUUAA
Daphnia pulex (common water flea) is the source of this 1795-nucleotide messenger RNA. RefSeq names its product ammonium transporter Rh type B-B-like. Lineage: Eukaryota; Metazoa; Arthropoda; Branchiopoda; Diplostraca; Daphniidae. Gene Ontology annotation, biological process: ammonium transmembrane transport; ammonium homeostasis. The coding region runs from base 489 to 1385 and encodes 298 amino acids. The record is from RefSeq and is a predicted model, not a curated record. Gene Ontology annotation, cellular component: plasma membrane. Gene Ontology annotation, molecular function: ammonium channel activity; ATP hydrolysis activity; ATP binding. The transcript is spliced from 10 exons.